This is a messenger RNA of Exophiala xenobiotica, 1506 nucleotides long. RefSeq lists its product as uncharacterized. Bases 1 to 1506 code for a protein of 501 amino acids. Lineage: Eukaryota; Fungi; Ascomycota; Eurotiomycetes; Chaetothyriales; Herpotrichiellaceae. The transcript is spliced from 2 exons. The record is from RefSeq and is a predicted model, not a curated record.
AUGGCGACCGUGAACCCACUCAAGCUCGACGAGACCUGCAUCAUGUGUCCUCGGCGAGGACCGAAGCGGUGUGUAAAGUGCGGUGACGCUCACUAUUGCUCCAUAGAAUGUCAGCGUCUCGACUGGAAGAACCAUAAGAUCAUAUGCCCUUCAUUCAAUGAGAAGAGGCCGAAUCCCAAACCGCCCGAACCGGGUGCGCAUCUCCAGUGCAAAUAUAGGCGAGGGCUGUUCUUUCCUGGAGAAAGACAAACCCCAAGAUUCGUCUGGAUGGCUGUGUCGGUGAACCCUGACCAUUCCUGCACAUAUCUCGACAAAGAAGUUUACUUUGGAGAAGAUUGCACCGAUCGGAUGAAGACCAGUCAUAACAACAUCCAGGCGCGUGAUAUCGAUCGUGAUAAGGCUGAGCAGCUGCUUUUCCAUCACAAGGAGAAUAUCAUGGCCGAGAAUCCAAAUCUGGGAGUGCGAGACUUCACGCGGGCUGGUGUCUGCGCCGACAUCUUCAGAGGACCUAUACUCGUUACACGCAUGGGUUGUAGUGCAGACGGGUUUGAAGAAUACCGCGACAUGGACUGCCGGGACGCCCGAAACGCUGCAGACUUCUUCAGCUCAGCAUUCCGACUUGGCCAGAAGAGCGCAGGCCUCCAAGAUAUCCGAGUCAUGGCUAUAGGUGCUCUUUACGAUAGUAUUCUGAAGGAAGGGCAUCAUUUUUGCUUUUUGAAGGGAGAGGGACGGUCAUGGCAUACCAGAAUCCUCGACGGUUGCGACAGUAUUUUUUCAGCCGAAGGAAGUGGAAUAGCCAACUUACUCGGGAUUCCAAUUUUGUUGCGUCGAUGUGAUGAGCUGGAUAUUCCCGAAGUGCUGCGUCAAGCGUAUGGAUUGCAUAGGAAAAAGGACCAAGGUCUGCACAAUCGCAAUGCCAUGCUCUUGAAGCGAGACAUCACUUCAACCACAACAUCGAAAGCGUCGUGGCAGCCCAGAAACCGAUUCUGUGCCGCCUUCAUAGGUAACUAUGGCCAACACGCCGGCGAGAAGGGCUUUGGCUCUUCUCCAGUGCUGUGGAACGACACAGAUAUGGGAAUUGUCAUGGUGGCUCGCGCAGACGGCCAUCCACUGGUGUGGCCGCACUUCAUGGCUCUUUGCCGAUAUAUCUCGACCAAAGUAGAACCACGGUUGGCGCAAGCUGUGUCAGGUCUGGCCGAAGGCGGCGUUGUCACCGAGAGGGAAUCCGUGCUUAACUCCAUCACCAAAGCCGAGUUCUUGGAUGUUUGGAAGCAACUGAAAGCUGAGCGAGCGAUUGAUCCGAAAUGGAGCUUUUGUCCUUCUCCAUACGAUAUAAGCAACCCGGCGGAGUUCAGCGAGAUCGGUAUCAUGGUUUCCGUUGAAAUGAACCUGGCUACGCAGAUCAGUGCGGGAAUCAUUCAAGAAAGUGACCGUCCUGAAUAUAAGAUCAACAGCGUGUCGACGAGCUUAUUUGGGUCGAAAUGCGUGUGCGCGUCUGAGGAUUGA